Messenger RNA from Polistes canadensis, 2380 nucleotides. RefSeq names its product TOM1-like protein 2. Gene Ontology annotation, cellular component: endosome; membrane. NCBI's taxonomy places the organism in Eukaryota, Metazoa, Arthropoda, Insecta, Hymenoptera, Vespidae. Gene Ontology annotation, biological process: signal transduction. Gene Ontology annotation, molecular function: ubiquitin binding; phosphatidylinositol binding; clathrin binding. The coding region runs from base 342 to 1955 and encodes 537 amino acids. The transcript is spliced from 10 exons. The record is from RefSeq and is a predicted model, not a curated record.
GUAUAUUUAGUAAAAAAUAGUUUUCGAAGAAUAUAUUAAUAAAAUCGAAAAUUAUUCAUUAAAAAGCUUGAAAAUUAUUAUCAAAUCUAAAGUAUUUGGAUAGAUAAAUGUUUUAUCCAAUCAACGAAGGCUAAAGCUGCGUUGAGUGCAAUUUAGAGAAUUGUGGAAGACCAAGCUAGGGUCAUAUGAUUCAGCCUUCUGUCAUACAACGGUAUAAGACUUUGUUCGCAGCGAAUUACGAAUAUCGCCCUUAUCGGAGAUUAACACGCGCGCGAUAUAUGUUCACUUGAAUCGGGCUAAUAUAAUUUAUAUUUGACAUUGUUUCUGAUCCUCGACCAAGCAUGUCAUUUUUUGGAGUCAACGUAAACCCCUUUUCAACGCCAGUUGGCCAAAAGAUUGAGCAAGCUACAGACGGUGGUUUGCCUAGUGAAAAUUGGGCACUUAAUAUGGAAAUAUGUGAUAUUAUUAAUGAGACAGAAGAUGGACCUAGAGAUGCUAUUAAAGCAAUUAAGCGCAGACUUAAUCAAGCUGCUGGCAAAAAUUAUACUAUAGUAAUGUAUACGCUUACUGUAUUAGAAACUUGCGUGAAAAAUUGUGGAAAACGUUUUCAUGCUCUUGCUUGUUCACGAGAAUUUGUACAAGAAUUGGUUAAAUUAAUUGGACCGAAAAACGAACCGCCAACUGCUGUACAGGAAAAAGUUUUGAAUCUUAUUCAAACAUGGUCAGAUACAUUUUGUCAUCAAGCACAUACUCAAGGAGUUGUGCAAGUCUAUCAGGAAUUAAAAGCAAAAGGCAUACAAUUUCCAAUGACUGAUUUGGAUGCAAUGGCACCUAUUAUUACUCCUCAAAGAAGUGUACCUGAAACAGAACAAAUCUCAGGGAAUUUGCCUGUAAAUGAUCAACAUAUUUCAAACUCUACGGUGACGCAACAACAAUCACAAUUACAAUCAUCUAGUCAGUUAACUCAAUUGAAUGAGCAACAGUUGGCAAAAUUACAAAGUGAACUGGAUGUUGUACAAGGCAACAUGCGUGUUUUAUCAGAAAUGUUAACAUAUUUGACGGAUCAAACUUCCACUCAACCACCAGAUUCUGCUGAUCUUGAAUUAUUGACGGAAUUGUAUGCAACAUGUAAAGCGAUGCAAGAACGUGUAGUAGAUUUAAUUGGAAAACUGGCCAAUGAUGAAAUGACAGCUGAAUUAUUGCGCAUAAAUGAUGAAUUAAAUAAUCUGUUCUUGCGUUAUUCAAGAUAUACAAAAAAUAAAGCUGUACCUGCAAGUACUAUAUUAGCUCAAACAAUAGGUCAACCACCAAAUAUUGAUUCGAAUGCAGAAUCAACAAAAAAAGAGGCAGAUUCACUUAUAGAUUUGUCAGACGAAUCUGAUGCUUUACAGAAGCAGGUGGCAGCAAUGGGUAUAUCUGAAACUAAUGAUAAUCUUAGGGUAGAAAAAAAAGAAAAAAAAGGAGAUAGCGAUGAAUUUGAUAUGUUCGCACAGUCCCGUAAUGCAACAUACGAGACAACAAAAAACAGUGGUAGCAAAUAUGAAGAUAAUAUGGAACAGGUGAGCGGAGGAAGUCUAAGUUCAGCAAUUCUCAAUCGUAACAAUCCUAAGUAUUCCCAUCAAACUGCUUCUACUACUGCUACUACUACUACUACUUCUUCUACUACUACUACUACUACUGCUGCUGCUGCUGCUGCUACUACUACUACUCUCAACCGGGAAUCAGAGUUCAGUGAAAUGGCAGCUUGGCUUAGUCAUACGCCUGCUGUACAAGGUGACCAAGAAUCUUUAACAUCAUCAGAGUUUGAACGUUUUUUAGCAGAGCGAGCAGCUGCUGCUGAAGCUCUCCCUACACUUUCAACUACAACAACCCCAUCAAAUACUUCGAACUCUGGAAAUCCAAAUAUUCAGCGUCAAAUUAAUAAAGAUCAAGAUAAAUCUUUAUUUGCUCUGUAAAUGUUGCUGUCAAAUCUCUUGUAAAGCAGAUGAUAAAAGACAACACAGCUCUACACUAACUAAAGUCUUUAAUGCCUCUACCUGCAUCUGUUAUAUUAAUGUUCAUAUUAAUUUAAUUAAUUAAAUGCAAAAAUAAAGAGAAAAAAAAUAAGAAUCAGGGAAAGAGAGGCAAACGAGUGCGCAUUAUGCAUUAAAUUUGCUUUUUUUACGUACUUAACAAGCGUAGUAUCACGCAGUAUCUAUUGGAAUAUUUUUGUUAUAAGUUCUUACUUAUAAUGGAUAAGUAAUGAUAAAAUAGAAAUCUAAAGAAAAUGUAUGUUAAUGAGGGGGAGGGGCUGCAACUUCUUCAGUAGAAUGAUAAAAAGUAUUAAUUUUUUUUAUUUGUAUAUAUAGAAAAUCCUAUAUUUACAAAAUUAUAUUAAAUU